CCGUGCGUGAGCCAGACAGUCCAAAGUACCGCGGGCUCCGUAACUGCGAAAAAAAAGUAAAGUCGUUAGCGAAGGACACAUACAAAAGCGAGCCGACACGCAUACAGCUUUAUAUCUAGCUGGAAAAUCACAUACGGGCCUGUCUGCUAGUUUACAUGUACACACAGAGGAGUGGGUCUUUUUACAAAUGGAGUGGGAGAUAUGGAUUUGAAGCGUACAGGACAUGAAAUGUGUGGUCUGCUGGCUGCGUUGCUGCUGUGGAGUUUCGUGCUGUCGGCGAUUGAGGGCUCUCCUCUCCUCCUGUUUGCCAACCGACGUGACGUGCGAUUGGUAGAUGCAGAGGGAGUGCGUGGUGAGUCGGCUAUAGUUGUCAGCGAUUUGGAAGAUGCAGCAGCAGUGGACUUCCUGUAUGCUGAGGGAUUAAUAUUUUGGACAGAUGUCAGUGAGGAGGCCAUCAAGCAGACACGUUGGAAUCAAUCAUCCAACUCUCUUAAAGAGGCACUGGGAACGGGCCAGAGCGUGGUAGUGUCAGGGCUGGACAGUCCUGAUGGGUUGGCUUGUGACUGGCUGGGUAAAAAGCUCUACUGGACAGACUCGGAGACCAAUCGGAUUGAAGUGGCUAACCCAGAUGGCACCUCCAGAAAGGUCCUGUUCUGGAUGGACUUGGACCAGCCCAGGGCUAUUGCCCUAAACCCUACCCAACGCUACAUGUACUGGACAGACUGGGGAGAGGAGCCCAGGAUAGAGCGAGCUGGCAUGGAUGGCAGCAACAGGAAAGUGAUAGUAAAUGUGGACAUAUACUGGCCCAAUGGUCUCACCAUUGACCUAGUAGAACAGAAGUUGUACUGGGCUGAUGCCAAACUCAGCUUCAUUCACAGAGCUAACCUGGAUGGAUCAGCACGUGAAACCGUGGUUGAGGGCACCCUCACCCAUCCCUUUGCACUAACGCUCUCUGAGGAGACAUUAUAUUGGACUGACUGGCAGACCCGCUCCAUUCAUGCCUGUAACAAACACAGUGGAGACAAAACCAGGGAAAUCCUUAGUGGGAUUUACUCGCCUAUGGACAUCCAAGUUCUGGAGCCCUAUCGACAGCCUUAUAUCGAGACUCCUUGUAGUGACAACAAUGGUGGUUGUAGUCAUCUCUGCCUACUGUCUCCGGUCCAGCCUUUCUACAGUUGUGCCUGUCCCACUGGAGUCCAGCUUAAACAAGAUGGAAAGACAUGCAAACCAGGAGCAGAAGAGGUCUUGUUGCUGGCACGAAGGACAGACCUGAGGAGAAUAUCCUUGGACCUGCCAGAUUUCACCGACGUAGUAUUACAGGUUGAUGACAUUCGCCAUGCUAUAGCUAUAGACUAUGACCCAGUGGAAGGCUAUGUCUAUUGGACAGAUGAUGAGGUUCUGGCCAUCCGAAGAUCCCACAUUGAUGGCAGUAAUGCCAUGAUGCUGGUUACCACUGAGAUCAACCACCCAGAUGGCAUUGCUGUGGACUGGGUGGCCAGAAACCUUUACUGGACCGACACUGGAACUGACCGAAUUGAGGUUACCAGACUAAAUGGAACCUCUCGGAAAAUUUUGAUUUCUGAGAACCUGGAAGAACCAAGAGCCAUUGUUCUGGACCCUAUUAAUGGUUACAUGUACUGGACUGACUGGGGUGAGCAUCCCAAAAUUGAGCAGGCUAACCUGGAUGGGACGGACCGAAAAGUCCUACUCAACAGCUCUCUUGGCUGGCCCAAUGGACUGGCCUUGGACCAUGCAGCAGGACGACUAUACUGGGGAGAUGCUAAAACAGACAAGAUUGAGGUAAUCAGCGUGGAUGGCAGUAACAGACGGACUCUGCUGGAAGACAAGCUGCCACAUAUCUUUGGUUUUACUCUGCUGGGUGAUUACAUUUACUGGACUGACUGGCAAAGACGUAGCAUUGAAAGGGUGCACAAAGCCACAGCUGUACGUGAGAUCAUCAUUGAUCAGCUGCCAGAUUUAAUGGGGCUCAAGGCCACCAAAGUAACAGAAACGUACGGUACUAAUGGCUGUGCGAUAGAUAAUGGCAGAUGCAGCCAUCUGUGUUUCUGGCGCCAGCAAGCUGUCAGUUGUGCUUGUCCCAUGGGGAUGGAGCUACUCUCAGACCUCCAGACCUGUGUGGUGCCUGAGGCCUUUCUGCUCUUCACCAACAGGGACAACAUCAGAAGCAUUUCUUUGGGUACCAACAGCAAUGAUGUAGCCAUUCCUCUGACAGGAGUUAAAGAAGCCUCUGCUCUUGAUUUUGAUGUGUCUGAAAGGAGAAUAUACUGGACGGACAUACAGGCCAAGACAAUCAGCAGAGCUUAUAUGAAUGGCAGCUCUAUAGAACAUGUUAUAAAGUUUGGACUGGACUACCCAGAAGGAAUGGCAGUGGACUGGAUGGGUCGUAACAUCUACUGGGCAGACACAGGCACUAACCGCAUUGAGGUGGCCCAGUUGGAUGGCCAGUAUCGUCAAGUUCUUGUUUGUAAGGAUCUGGACAACCCUCGCUCACUGGACAACCCACGAUCACUAGCACUGGACCCAGCCAAUGGCUACAUGUACUGGACAGAAUGGGGUGGUCGACCACGGAUAGCCAGAGCCUAUAUGGAUGGUAGCACCAUCACAACUUUGGUCGAUAAAGUAGGCCGUGCCAAUGGACUGACUAUUGACUAUGUAGACCAUCGGCUCUACUGGACUGAUUUGGACACAUGUAUGAUUGAAAGCACCAACAUGCAAGGUCUUCAGAGGGAGAUUAUAGUAGACGACCUCCCUCACCCCUUUGGUCUCACUCAGUACCGAGAUUUUAUUUACUGGACAGAUUUUAACCUGCGCAGUAUUGAACGGGCAGACAAGCGCAGUGGACUCAACCGCACAGUGGUGCUUCAGGGCCAGCUGGAGCUGAUGCUGGACAUCCUUGUGUUCCACUCCUCCCGUCAGCGUGGCACCAAUGAGUGUUCACAUAACAAUGGCAACUGUGCCCACCUCUGCCUGGCCACACCUGCUGGUGCUCAGUGCCGCUGUGCCUCCCAUUACACCUUGAAUCCUGAUCAACGAAAUUGUAGCUCUCCUUCUCGUUUCUUGCUCUUCAGUCAGAAGGUCAGUAUCAGCAGGAUGGUUUUAGGAGAGCAGAGUCCUGACAUCAUCCUGCCUAUACAUGUCCAGAAAAAUGUCCGAGCUGUCAACUACGAUCCAGUGGACAGGCUAGUGUACUGGCUGGAUGGACGACACAACAUACGCCGUGCCAGAGAUGAUGGAGCCAUGUCUUCAAUAAUAGUAAGCAGUACAGCUCAACCAUUGGACAAUCAGCUUCAUGACCUAAGUCUGGACCCCUACAGUCGUCACAUUUAUUGGACCUGUGAAACAACCAACACUAUCAACCUCCAGAGGAUGGAUGGUCACAUUGUGGGUGUGGUUAUCAAGGAUGAUACGGACAAGCCACGGUCCAUUGUUGUCAAUGCUGAGAAAGGGUACAUGUAUUUCACUACAGUGCAGGAGCGCUCAGCUAAGAUUGAAGGAGCCAGCCUGGAUGGGACAGAGAGAGAGUCUUUGUUCACUACUGGUUUAAUUAGACCAGUAGCUCUGGCUCUUGAUAAUAAGCUGGGAAAACUGUUCUGGCUAGAUGCUGACCUCAAACGCAUUGAGAGCAGUGACCUGACAGGAGCCAAUCGCAUUGUCCUCCAAGAUUCCAACAUUCUUCAGCCAGUGGGCUUGACCAUUCUGGGAGAUCAUCUUUACUGGAUUGACCGACAGCAGCAGAUGAUAGAAAGGGUAGACAAGCUGACCGGAGAUGGACGUACACGCAUUCAAGGACGGAUAUCGUACCUGACCUCUAUCCAUGCAGUGGAAGCAAUGGACACGCAGGAGUUUGCAUUCCACCCUUGUUUCCACGACAAUGGUGGCUGUUCUCACAUCUGUAUUGCAAAGGGUGACGGAACACCUCGUUGCUCCUGUCCGAUGCACCUGGUGUUACUACAAGACCUACUGCACUGUGGAGAGCCUCCUACCUGUUCCACAGAGCAGUUCACCUGCUCCACAGGGGAGAUUGACUGCAUUCCCAUGGCUUGGCGUUGUGAUGGCUUCCCCGAAUGUGAUGACAGCAGUGAUGAGGACAAUUGUCCCAUCUGCUCCAGCUCCCAGUUCCAGUGUGACAAAGGAGGCUGCAUUGAUGCUCAGAAGCGCUGCAAUGGUGAACUUGACUGUGCUGAUCACUCUGAUGAGCAGGAAUGUGAAACCAUAUGCCCUCCCAACCAGUUCCGCUGUAGUGACAACCAGUGUAUUGCUAAGAAACAACAGUGUGACAAUUACUCUGACUGUCCCGAUGGAUCAGAUGAGCUUGCCUGUGAGUAUGUGUCUCCUCCCUCCAGUGGCAUCCCUAACACGGGCCCCAACACCGUUGGGCCAGUCAUUGCAAUCAUUCUGCUUGUCUUUGUCAUUGGGGGUGCUUACUUUGUCUGCCAGCGUGUGGUUUGUCGACGUUAUAAGGGGCCCAAUGGGAAUUUUCCUCAUGAGUACAUCAGUGGGACACCUCAUGUGCCCCUUAACUUCAUCACCCCUGGCAGCUCUCAGCAUGGCACCUUCCAAGGUAUUUCUUGUGGCAAGUCCAUGAUGAGUUCUGUUAGUCUGAUGGGUAGCAGCAGUAGUGGAGCACCUCUCUACGACAGAAACCAUGUGACUGGAGCUUCAUCUAGUAGUUCAACAUCUACCAAGGGAGCCUUCUACCCUCAGAUCCUGAACCCUCCUCCGUCUCCAGCCACUGAUCGCUCUCUCUACAACACAGAGAUAUUCUAUUCUUCCAACAGUCCGUCCACUACCAGAUCAUACAGACCGUACCACUCAGUUCAUGGCGCCGCCCCACCUACCACACCCUGCAGCACCGACGUCUGCGACAGCGACUGCACCCCUCAUCACCUGCCAGCUGGGCUGGCGGUGUCAGCGGGUCGCUGGAAGGCCUCGGGCCAUGGCAAGCACAACAAGUACUACAUGGAUCUAAACUCAGACUCUGAUCCAUAUCCUCCACCCCCCACUCCUCGCUCCCAGUACAUGUCAGCUGAGGAGAGCUGCCCCCCUUCCCCUUCCACUGAGCGCUCCUACUUCCAUCUGUGCCCCCCACCUCCAUCACCUUGCACCGAUUCCUCAUGACCCCCAACUACCUUAGAGCACCACGAGGAAGAAAGAUAUGAAGUCAACUUUCUACAAGAACUCCCUAUUUCUGGUUCACAUUAACAAGGAAAGGACUUACUGUAGGUGCCAGCAUCCACACAGUAUGUAAUCAGUUCUGCUUCUGUAAUCCAAGUGUUCUACUUGAACAUUGACUCGUGGCGUGUUGAAGGUUUGUAGCCUUCCCUGCCUUGCCUUAGAGCACAAAAAGAAGAUGAUGAAUAAAUAUAACCAGCCACUCUCUCUUUAGUUUUUUAUUCUAGGUACUGAAAAAAUCCUUUGCUGGGCCACUUCUUGAUUUAAAAAUUGAAUUUUUCCAUUUGUCUGUACAAGUAUUAAAUCCUCAUGCUGAAUCCUAAACUCUCCAGCAUAUUCCCCGAACACAGUGGCGAGUUAUUAAUGGACACUGGCAUUGAAAACCACAAAUCCAGUGUAGCAAGACCCAGCUUCACAGCAUUCGUCUCUUCCUUCCUUACAGGGGUCUUUUUGACUGACAGCAGCAGGAUUGUAUAUAGGGUUAAAAUAAUAUGAACAAUUAUAAAUCAUUAGAAUUAUUUUUCAUAUUUUGUUCAUGCUGGCUGAUCCACAGCUUCACAUAAAUCAAAUGACAGUGGGAUGAGUGAAGGGACUGGUGUAUGAGACUAUAAUAUGGUUGGAUAGCUAUGUACAUAGGCAUAUGUGAAUGUUUGCUUGAUGUAAGAAAUUAGACAAAUCUGAGUGAAUGUGUACAGUUAUGAAUGAGUUAAGGGAUGGAAAAUACUACAUAUGAAAUCUGAUCACAAUGUUGAAAUUAUGUCCCUCUCCAAGUUUCAAAUUGUAUCUGAACACCUUUUGAAGAGGUGGAGCUACCUCAACUCGAUGAAGAGACAAAGACAAGUCUGCCAACAGUUCCCUUUUAAUUCCACAAAAUCUACUCUUGAUAACAACAUACCAAUGAUUAAAAACAAUUUUAACAAUUGUGCAUAUGUGUGAUGAAGUGAACGGUUGUGUUGUGAGAAGUGAAUACUUUUCAUUGUGAAUUUUAACAUCCUCCUUCACGUCUUUACUUUUACAAUCCUGUUUACCAAAUGUAUGUUUGCUGCUACGUGUACAUACUAUAUUAGUUACUAUGAUUAUACAGAAAAUUACCACUUUCAUACUGACAAUAGAUUAUGAAGCUAUUUUAUAGUUAAUAACAAAUUAUUCUUAUAACAGUUUUUGUUAUUUGUAUUUUUGUUUAUGUGAUGAUCAUUGUGUAUGGGCCUGUCAGUUGCAGUGUUUGGUUUGAAGGAAACUUUUUGGACAUUGAAAAAGAGUUCCAGCACAAACAAUUUAUCCAGAGCUGUUUCAGCAUAAAUUGAAGGUCUAAAAUGUUUCAGGUGAAUAUUCCCCAACUCAAAGAAAUCUCACUAAAAACACUACUUCUGUUUGCAGUCUACACAACAUACUAUCAGUCAGUUUGGAGAAAGGAAAAAAACAGGGUUUUCUGAUUUUUGGUUGUGCAGUUAGUUGGCUCCAGUCCAGUGAAACUAACAAGAGUGCUGUGAGUGAUGUAGCUUUGGAAUGUUUCCAUACACAUGCCAUCCUGCAGAAACACUGCAAAACCAAUGCCAAAGCCCUGUCUCACACUAUUAAUAUUGUAUUGCCCUAAAAUGCAACUGUGCUGCAUUUUGUCAAAUAUCUAAACAAAGACUGUAAAGAUUUCUGUCAGUGGUACACAGAGGAUGAAACCUACUGAUUUUUAGCCUCUAACUGUUGCUGUCUAGAUACAGGUAAGAUACAGAUGAGAGGUGAGAAAUGGAUAUUUGUGACAUCUGUUAGCAAGCAACAAGUUAAAUGUUAUUGAGUGUUUCUUUUCAAGGGAAGCUAGUUUUGUCGAUUUUGCUUAGAAGAGGUUCAUCUGUGUUUAGAUGAGUUAGUGAAGAGUCUAGUUUCCAGUAGAUAAGUAUACCAGCAUUGUUGGAGGUGGGUAACACUACGAACUUGCUUUAAGUGCUGUUGCUUCAUCUACUGUCAGGUGACAUUACACUUGAUGCCAGGUGACUGGCCCAAGAUAGAUUUUGCGCUUAUGUAACUUAAGUAGCAUCUAUUACAGUGUGACAGUGGUACUCUCUGACAGUGGCACAACAUAUGCAUAAGGCCUUGCCUCACACCACUGGGUCAGUAAAACCCUGAAUUUGUUGUAUCAGCUAAGAAUGCUUUGUGGAAUUUACACUUGUGAUAUAUUUUGUAUCAGAAGCCUUUUAUAUUGUAUAAUAAAGGUUUUAUUUUAAGGAA
This is a messenger RNA of Mugil cephalus (flathead mullet), 7413 nucleotides long. RefSeq names its product low density lipoprotein receptor-related protein 5 (gene lrp5). NCBI's taxonomy places the organism in Eukaryota, Metazoa, Chordata, Actinopteri, Mugiliformes, Mugilidae. Gene Ontology annotation, molecular function: protein binding. The transcript has 29 exons. Bases 202 to 5139 code for a protein of 1645 amino acids. The record is from RefSeq and is a predicted model, not a curated record.